This is a messenger RNA of Plasmodium vinckei vinckei, 2034 nucleotides long. RefSeq names its product aspartate--tRNA ligase, putative. Gene Ontology annotation, biological process: aspartyl-tRNA aminoacylation. The transcript has a single exon. Gene Ontology annotation, cellular component: cytosol; cytoplasm; aminoacyl-tRNA synthetase multienzyme complex. The record is from RefSeq and is a predicted model, not a curated record. Bases 1 to 2034 code for a protein of 677 amino acids. Lineage: Eukaryota; Apicomplexa; Aconoidasida; Haemosporida; Plasmodiidae. Gene Ontology annotation, molecular function: aspartate-tRNA ligase activity; RNA binding; ATP binding.
AUGAACAAACGGCUUAUCACACAAUUGGAUAAAAUAAAUGAUAUAAAAAAAAAUAUAUUUAUAAUAAGGAAAGAAAAAAAAAAAAUAAUAAAUAGCUUAUUUUCAGUUAGGGGAAAACAGCGUUUUUUACCUUUGAUAAAAUUUAAUAAAAAUUUUGGAAAAUCUACCAAUUUAAUAUUUCUAAAUGAAUUUAAGAAAUUAAAAAACUUUUAUCCAUAUACAAAAAUACAUAAAAUAGAAAACAUAAGAAAAGGUUGUUUAAAGAACAAAGAUAAUAGUAGCCAUAACAAAAAGGUUGAUCAAACUUAUAAUGAAAUGGAAUCAGAACAAGUGAAUAACAAUGGGGAUAUAAUUCCCGAUGAAAUAAAUGACAAAAAAAAAGAAAAGAAAGCUAAAAAGUUAGAAGAAAAAAAAUUAAAAUUAGCAAAAAAAUUGGAAAGAGAAAAUUUAAAAAAUGAAGCUGCAAAAGUUUUAGAGCAUGUAUGUGAAGAUAUAGAUAAAGAAAAUUAUGGAUAUGUUAAACUUAAUAUGAUGAUGGAAAAUGGAAAAAAAAUACAUCUUUACAAUCCAGAAGAAAUAUAUAAUUCAUUAUAUGAAACUAGCGAUAUAAAUUUGGAAAAAAAUGAAAAAAGAGAAGAUGUAGAAAGUGAAGUGAAUAAUAAGAGUAGUAAACUUGAGGAAGGAUCAAACUUAUGGGUAAGAGGUAGAAUCCAUGAUAUAAGAAGUAAAGGUUCUUUGGCAUUUAUUAUUUUAAGAAAUAAAAUAUAUUCUUUACAAUGUAUACUUGAUAUAAAAAAUAUAAAUAAUGACAAGAAUAUGAUAAAAUGGGUUAGUAACUUAUCACUUGAAUCUAUUGUUGAUAUAUAUGGAAAAUUAGUUAAGCCUGAAAUACCUAUUGAUAGUACAAAUAUAAAAUAUGAAAUUCAUAUUCAUAAAAUAUUUUGCAUAAAUAAAAAUAGUAAGGAGUUACCAUUUUUAUUAAAGGAUGCCAACAUGAAAGAAACAAAUGAUGAAGCUACUAUUCGAGUAAAUCAGGAUAACAGACUUAAUAAUAGAUGCAUAGAUUUACGUACAUAUGCAAAUUAUAGUAUAUUUUAUUUACAAUCAGAAAUAUGUAAAAUAUUUAGAAAUUAUUUAAUUGAUAAUAAUUUUACUGAAAUUCACACACCUAAAUUGUUAGGAGAGAGUAGUGAAGGGGGAGCUAAUGCUUUUCAAAUAAAUUAUUUUAAUCAGAACGGGUUCUUAGCUCAAUCUCCACAAUUAUAUAAACAGAUGUGUAUCAACUCUGGAUUUGAUCGUGUUUUUGAAAUAGGGCCCGUUUUUAGAGCUGAAAAUAGUAACACGUAUAGACACUUAUGUGAAUAUGUAUCGCUAGAUGUUGAAAUGACAUAUAAAUUUGAUUAUAUGGAAAAUGUAUAUUUUUAUGAUUCUAUGUUUAAAAAUAUAUUUAAUAAAUUAAUAAAUAAUGAAAAAAAUAAAUUAUUUAUAAAAAAUAUAAAAAAUCAAUAUCCUUCUGAAGAUUUCAAAUGGCUAGCUGUCACACCCAUAUUUACGUAUGAACAAGCAAUAAAAAUAUUGAUAGAACAUAAAAAACUUAAUUUACAGCCAGAAGAAAUAUUAACAUAUGAUAUGACAACAGAUAUGGAAAAAGAGUUAGGAAAAAUUAUAAAACAAACACAUGAUACUGAUUAUUAUAUUAUUAUUAAUUUUCCAUCUUGUCUUAGACCAUUUUAUACAAUGUAUAAUGAGGAAGAUCCAAAAAUUUCAAAUUCAUAUGAUUUUUUUAUGAGAGGGGAAGAAAUAUUAUCAGGUUCACAAAGAAUUAGUGAUGUAAAACUUUUAUUAGAUAAUAUUAAAAAAUUUAAUUUAGAUCCUAAAAAGCUAGAUUUUUAUAUUGAUUCAUUUGCUUAUUCAUCAUAUCCUCACUCGGGUUGUGGUAUAGGUUUAGAGAGAGUUCUUAUGCUUUUCCUUGGUCUUAACAACAUACGAAAAACAUCUCUUUUCCCUAGAGAUCCAAAGCGUUUAACUCCCUGA